GUUUGUGACAUUUGAAAGUUUGUCAACAAAAGUUGAUUGUGCAGUGGUGGAACUUUUCGUUUUUUAGUGAAUUUCAGUGAACGAAAUAAUAUUGGAUUGAAAUGGCCGAUUACUGGAAGUCGAACGACCGCAAGUACUGUGACUUUUGUAAAUGCUGGAUAACGGAUAACAAACCUAGUAUAGCCUUUCACGAAAAUGGACGACGACACAAAGCAAACGUUGCCAAGCGUAUUUCCGAAAUCAGCCGGAACAGCGCCAAAUCGGAAAAGGAACAACAAAAAAUGGAUCAAGAACUCCGUAAAAUGGAAGAUGCUGCCAUGCGGUCAUAUGCCAAAGACGUAAGUUCCAUGGCAGAUCUAACAGCAAGAAGUGUAACUGCCGUACUGGGAGCAAGUACCUCAAAAUCCAUUGGGCCCCAAGUUGAUCCAUUAAUGCCUCCUGGAGAUUUCGAUCCCGAACAUGAAGACGAUAGUAAACGAGUCAAACCUCGUACCGUUAAACCUGAAGCUGAAAGCUCAAUGUGGGUUGAAGCAAAGAGCCCAGACGGACAUCCUUAUUACUGGAACGUGAAAACCAAUGAAACUAUCUGGGAAGCUCCAAAGGAGGGAUUCAUGCCACUGGAUGAAUAUAAUCGUAUCAAUGAAAUUGCUGUUGCCCAACAACAAUUACAGCUUCAAGAAGAAUCGAAACAGUUCAGAGAAAAUGCCGAUGAGAUAGUAGCGAAAUAUCGACGAGAACAGCUUAAAGCCUUCCGACAUACGGACUCGGAAGCAACGGAGAAAAAGACUGAGCAAGAGUCUUUUAAAACUGAAGAAGAAGCGCAGGCUCCAACUAUCGGAGCCUGGCAAGUUGUCGAAGAAAAGAAAGAGCCACCACCAGUUGAUCUACAACUACCAUCACGUCCCGAAGAUGACUACUACAUUCCUCCCGCUGUUAGUAACUUUGAACCUGAACCACCCACAAAAAAAUUCAAAGAGAAAACAGUCGAGCAUCUAGAAUCUGACGUAGUAAGCAGUGUUCCUGCAACAUUUAAAAAGAGGAAAAUCGCAAAAGGAAAUGCUAGGCAAAGACUUGAUAAUGAUUAAUUAAUUAAUCUCUCAAUAUUGUAAUAAAAAUAGAAGAAAUCUAACUCCUUAAAUUAACUAACUUCUUGAUACUGGUUCUAUCAGAUUUACCAAAGCUGUAAGACAAAAGAUAUUUUUUUCUCAAUAGUGUACCGAUUUUAAUUUUGAAGGUUUUUAAUGUAAUGUCUUAAUUCUCAAUAAAUUUUCAAA
Hermetia illucens (black soldier fly) is the source of this 1274-nucleotide messenger RNA. Its product is annotated as WW domain-binding protein 4. The record is from RefSeq and is a predicted model, not a curated record. Lineage: Eukaryota; Metazoa; Arthropoda; Insecta; Diptera; Stratiomyidae. The transcript has 4 exons. Gene Ontology annotation, biological process: mRNA splicing, via spliceosome. Gene Ontology annotation, molecular function: zinc ion binding; protein binding; RNA binding. Bases 102 to 1085 code for a protein of 327 amino acids. Gene Ontology annotation, cellular component: precatalytic spliceosome; nucleus.